Molecule: messenger RNA, 3635 nt
Organism: Eptesicus fuscus (big brown bat)
Lineage: Eukaryota; Metazoa; Chordata; Mammalia; Chiroptera; Vespertilionidae
Gene: TSHZ3
Product: teashirt zinc finger homeobox 3
Exons: 2
Coding region: 1-3261 (1086 amino acids)
Biological process (GO): regulation of transcription by RNA polymerase II
Cellular component (GO): nucleus
Molecular function (GO): DNA binding; DNA-binding transcription factor activity, RNA polymerase II-specific
Source: RefSeq, a predicted model, not a curated record
AUGCGGCUGGCACUGUGGCCUCCCACGCACUUUCCCGCUGGCCGACUGCGCACGGCCUAUGUUUCCGACGAGCUCAAGGCUGCCGCCCUGGUGGAGGAAGAGCUGGACCCCGAAGGGAGCCCGGCAGAUGGGGAGCCCUCGGCCAAGUACGCGUGCCCCGAGAAGGAGCUCAGCAAGCCCUGCGCCAGCUACCAGAACUCGCCGGCCGCCGAGUUCUCCAGCCACGACAUGGACAGCGAGUCCCACAUCAGCGAGGCCAGCGACCGCAUGGCCGACUUUGAAAGCGGCUCCAUCAAGAACGAGGAGGAGACCAAGGAGGGGGCGGCGGCGCUGGAGGAGACCUCCGUGUCAGACAGCCUGGAGCAGAUGAAGGCCGUGUACAACAACUUCCUGUCCAACUCCUACUGGUCCACCCUCAGCCUCAACCUGCACCAGCCGGCCUCGGAGAAGAACCCGGGCAGCAGCAGCAGCAGCAGCAGCAGCAGUAGCAGCAGCUGUGGCAGCGGCAGCUUCGACUGGCACCAGAGCGCCAUGGCCAAGACGCUGCAGCAGGUGUCACCGAGCCGCGCGCUGCCCGAGCCCAGCCUCUUCAGCACCGUGCAGCUGUACCGGCAGAGCAGCAAGCUCUACGGCUCCAUCUUCACGGGUGCCAGCAAGUUCCGCUGCAGGGACUGCAGCGCCGCCUAUGACACGCUGGUGGAGCUGACGGUGCACAUGAAUGAGACGGGCCACUACCGCGACGACAACCACGAGGCGGACAACAACAACCCCAAGCGCUGGUCCAAGCCGCGCAAGCGCUCGCUGCUGGAGAUGGAGGGGAAGGAGGACGCCCAGAAGGUGCUCAAGUGCAUGUACUGCGGCCACUCGUUCGAGUCCCUGCAGGACCUGAGCGUCCACAUGAUCAAAACGAAACACUACCAAAAAGUGCCUCUGAAGGAGCCUGUCACACCCGUUGCGGCCAAAAUCAUCCCCGCCGCUCGGAAGAAGGUGCCCGCGGAGCUGGAGCUGCCCAGCUCCCCGGACUCCACGGGCGGGACCCCCAAGGCCGCGCUGGCCGACACGAACGACGUGCUGCAGAAGAACGCCAACCCCUACAUCACACCCAACAACCGCUACGGCCACCAGAACGGGGCCAGCUACGCCUGGCACUUUGAGGCCCGCAAGUCCCAGAUCCUCAAGUGCAUGGAGUGCGGCAGCUCCCACGACUCCCUGCAGGAGCUCACCGCCCACAUGAUGGUCACCGGCCACUUCAUCAAGGUCACGAACUCAGCCAUGAAGAAGGGGAAGCCCAUCAUGGAGACGCCCGUCACGCCCACCAUCACCACCCUGCUGGACGAGAAGGUGCAGUCCGUGCCCCUGGCGGCCACCACCUUCACGUCCCCCUCCCACACACCGGCCAGCGUGUCCCCCAAACUGACCGUAGAGGUCAAGAAGGAAGUGGACAAGGAGAAAGCCGUCCCCGACGAGAAACCGAAGGACAAGGAGAAGCCCUGCGAAGAGGAGGAGAAGUAUGACAUCUCCUCCAAGUACCACUAUUUGACGGAGAACGACCUGGAGGAGAGUCCCAAGGGGGGGUUGGACAUCCUCAAGUCCCUCGAGAACACCGUGACGUCCGCCAUCAACAAGGCCCAGAACGGCACCCCCAGCUGGGGCGGCUACCCCAGCAUCCACGCCGCCUACCAGCUCCCCAACAUGAUGAAGCUGUCCUUGGGCUCAUCGGGGAAGAGCGCGCCCCUGAAGCCCAUGUUUGGCAACAGCGAGAUCCUGUCCCCCGCCAAGAGCCAGACCCUGGUCUCCCCACCCAGCAGCCAGACCUCGCCCAUGCCCAAGACCAACUUCCACGCCAUGGAGGAGCUGGUGAAAAAGGUCACUGAGAAAGUGGCCAAGGUCGAGGAGAAGAUGAAGGAGCCGGAGGGCAAGCUCUCUCCACCCAAGCGGGCCACCCCAUCCCCCUGCGGCAGCGACGCCAGCGAACCCGUCAAGAUGGAGGCCUCUGGCGAAGGCGGCUUCCGCAGCCAGGAGCACAGCCCCAGUCCCCCGCGCGAAGGCGGCAAGGAGGCGAGCCCCCCGGCGGAGCCUGUGGAGAACAGCCAGGAGCCGGGCAAGCCCGCGGCCGGCAGCCUGAGCAGCACCGCCAUCAUCACCGACCACCCGCCCGAGCAGCCGUUCGUGAACCCCCUGAGCGCCCUGCAGUCCGUCAUGAACAUCCACCUGGGCAAGGCCGCCAAGCCCUCCCUGCCGGCCCUGGACCCCAUGAGCAUGCUCUUCAAGAUGAGCAACAGUCUGGCCGAGAAGGCGGCCGUGGCCACGCCCCCGCCCCUGCCGGCCAAGAAGGCGGACCCCCUGGACCGCUAUUUCUACCACGCCAGCCAUGACCAGCCCAUCGACCUGACGAAAGGGAAGAGUGACAAGGGCUGCUCGCUGGGUUCGGUGCUCCUGUCCCCCACGUCCACGUCCCCGGCCACCUCCUCGUCCACCGCGGCGACGGCGAAGACGGCCGCCGUGGUGUCCUUCAUGGCGAGCUCGCCGCUGCGCGAGAACGCCCUGUCGGACAUCUCCGACAUGCUGAAGAACCUGACGGAGAGCCACACGUCCAAGGCCUCCACCCCCUCCAGCGUCUCCGAGAAGUCCGAUGUCGACGGGGCCACCCUGGAGGAGGCCGAGGAGGCGACGCCGGCGCAGAAGAGGAAGGGCCGCCAGUCCAACUGGAACCCGCAGCACCUGCUCAUCCUGCAGGCCCAGUUCGCUGCCAGCCUGCGGCAGACCUCGGAGGGCAAGUUCAUCAUGUCGGACCUGAGCCCCCAGGAGCGCAUGCACAUCUCCAGGUUCACGGGGCUCUCCAUGACCACCAUCAGCCACUGGCUGGCCAACGUGAAGUACCAGCUCCGAAGGACAGGCGGGACCAAGUUCCUCAAAAACCUGGACACGGGCCACCCCGUGUUCUUUUGUAAUGACUGCGCGUCACAAAUCAGGACUCCCUCCACCUACAUCAGCCACCUGGAGUCGCACCUGGGCUUCCGGCUCCGGGACUUGUCCAAACUGUCCACCGAGCAGCUCAACAGUCAGAUAGCACAAACCAAGUCGCCGUCCGAGAAGCUGCUGGCCGCCUCCUCCGAGGAGGACCUGGGCACCUCCUACCAGUGCAAACUGUGCAACCGGACCUUCGCGAGCAAGCACGCCGUCAAGCUGCACCUCAGCAAAACCCACGGGAAGUCCCCGGAGGACCACCUGCUGUACGUGUCCGAGCUGGAGAAGCAGUAGCAGUGGCUUCCGGCCGCGACGACUGUGGUCUGCUCUGGGGAGGCGGCGCCCGCACCGGGCCGCUCCAUCCCGCCGCACACAGGUUCUCGUCCCCCCGGCAGCGCGCUCUGGCGGGCGGUUUUGUACGACUGUACAGUGUUGAUAGAGGUGCGUAAUCCGCGGUUGUUACUGGUAACCAGGAAGGCCGACGCGCAGUGCUAAGUGUUUGGAACUCUGUGUAAAUGGGAUUUAGUCGUGAGCACCGAUGCUCCAAGCUGCAUGCGUAACAGACCAUUUAAUGAAGCAUUUAUACCGAAGCCCGCACCCCUCCAUGCAACCGGAGUGCGUGCGCCCGUUCCUCACCCUUUCAUCUUCAGUCCUCUGAGUACUUUGAA